UCGUGAUAAAUGUGAGUCACUACACAUUCAUCCUGUAUCAUGCAUCAUUACGAUGGCACCACUUUCGUUACUUGAAGGUUGGGCUUUAUUAGACACAGUGUGGCUAAACUCAAUUCAAAUCUAAAAAUAUCUUGAUUUGACCGCUUGUGCAAAACCUUACGAAUUGUCGAAGUUACGCACCAAUCGUUUUACGAUGGUUUGACCUUCAACCUCCUCAGUGGACGGUACUUUUGAAGGGUUGUCAAAAAAUCAAGGCAGCAUACCAUCUAACGGGUCGCUUCGUGUUAUCCGUGUACAGAAUCUCCGCUUUCACUUCAGUUCUGGAGGGUCGUGAAAACUGAGGUGAGGUGGUUUUAAAUAAGUAUCUUCUGAAUUGUCUCGUAAAAUUGAUGUAGAUGAUGGUUUCAAAGUAUUUCAGUGACAUUAAUAUCCUCGCCCAGUGAAGUAGAGAAAAUUGAAGUCCUGUAAGGCAGACGUACUGGCCGGAACUCCAUGAUAACUCAUCUUUUGUCUGAUACAAUGGUAGUUUAGUUUGUAAGUCGCUCACCAAUCAAUUAACAUCUGAUUGUCAAGCCUAAUUUCCGACAUUGUAUUGCCUCCCCCACAAAAUGAUGUGUGGUACUUCUAUUCAAUGAACCAUCUAACUUGUCGUUUUUGGAUGAAGAAAAUUUCUGGAAUUAAUUUGCAGUUCUCUAAACGCUAUUCAAAUAUCAGUGACUUUAGAAGUGUACUUUCUAAGUCACACAAUGUUCUGGUAUUGACUGGUGCUGGUAUAAGUGCUGAAAGUCAUGUUCCAACCUUUAGAGGAUCAGGUGGAUUAUGGAGGAAUUUUUCUUCCCAGGAUCUUGCUACACCCGAUGCAUUUCAUUCACAUCCUGGUUUGGUUUGGGAGUUUUAUCAUUACCGUCGUGAAGUCGUCCGUCGUAGAUGUCCUAAUGCUGGACAUAUAGCUCUUGCCCAUGCAGAGAAACAAUACACUGAAUGUGGUCGCUCAUUCUUUGUCAUUACACAGAAUGUGGAUGGCCUUCAUGCCAAAGCAGGGAGUGUUAAUGUAUUGGAAUUACACGGAAACCUUUAUAAAACACAAUGUUUAAAGUGCAGUGACAUUCAAGUGAAUUUUGACAGUCCGAUAUGUGCAGCAUUACUUGGUCGCGGUUCACCAAUCGUUGAGAUUAUUCCAUACAAGCCAAUUCCUGCAUCUCAGUUACCACGUUGUCAAAAUCUUAUUAACAGUAAUAUAUGUGGUGGACUGCUACGACCACAUGUUGUUUGGUUUGGAGAAAAUCUUGAACCACAUAUCCUUUCUAAAGCUGAUGAAAUAGUUCAGAAAGCUGAUGUUUGUCUGGUUGUUGGUACUAGUUCUGUUGUUUAUCCCGCUGCAAGUUUUGCUCCAUCUUUAGCCAACCGUGGAAUUCCUGUCGCUGAAAUCAAUGUAGAAGUUACUCCAGCCACUCAUUUAUUACAAUACCAUUUUCAAGGAAAAUCUGGUGAUAUUCUACCGAAACUAUUUGAUUCCUUAGCCUUAACUUAGUCGAUAUGAUAAUUAAAUAAUGCUAUUUUUGUAUGUAUCUACCUUCAACUUCAUUUAUUUGUUUUGUAAUCUUUGUUUACGUUGAAUCUUUUGUAUAGUCUAUUCUAAUUACACUUUCUAUUGAGAUAUCAGUUGGACAAAAAGAAAGAAAUCAGCAUAUCAUAAGAUUAUUUUAUUGUGCUUUCUUUUCAGAGAAGUUCGCACCAAUGUGGCUGUUAUUUUUUGUCUAUUUCAAACAGAUUAUAUCUUUUGUUUUGUUCCCAGAAGUCAUAUAUGAAAGAGAACUAUACUUUUAUCGGAAGGGGGGCUUCCUAUUCCUUUUUCAUCAGCCGAGAUUUUCAGCUUAAUUUGCUUUUUGUGCUGUAAAGCAAGAUGUCACCUGGCCCCUUCCUAAACGGUAAUAUUUCAGUCGCAAUUUCAUUUAUUUGUUUGAA
Schistosoma mattheei is the source of this 1965-nucleotide messenger RNA. NCBI's taxonomy places the organism in Eukaryota, Metazoa, Platyhelminthes, Trematoda, Strigeidida, Schistosomatidae. The record is from the annotation of a GenBank genome assembly.